AUUUAGCGUUUAGAUAACAAGUAUCCAACUGUCCUUUCGUUUUAUCCGUGGAAGUACUACACCAAAAUAAAAGACAGAUUUACUUUUAAAACAAUAAAAUAACGAGAGUCUAAUAUGGCGUCGAGAUCUCCAUCAUCUUCCCCCGAUUCUGCCACAGGUUCAGGCACCGAUCCGGCUCGGCCUGACACAGGAGAGCCGCUGGGUGGGGGUUCAGAUUCCGAUUCGGAUAUUGGAUUAGGAAAAUUUGACUGUGGGGCAGUGGACUCGGCACAUCGUUUGGAGGGUCCCGAGUUGGAGAAUGAGUUCGAGGCGGCGGCAGACAGACUACGAGAUCUAGUCCAAACAGCCAGCAGAGAGCAGUUAUUGUACCUGUAUGCCAGGUACAAACAGGUAAAAGUUGGAAAGUGCAACACAGCAAAACCUGGUUUCUUCGAUUUUGAGGGCCAAAGAAAAUGGCAAGCGUGGAAACAGCUCGGCGAUAUGACUGCAGAGCAGGCCAUGUUGGAAUACAUUUCAUGUGUACAUGCACUGGACCCAGACAGCAGCCAAAAGCAGUCAGACAGACGAGGAGGUGAACGAAGAACAGGAUUUGGAGGUCCAGCGGUCAGCUCUCUUUAUCAGGAGGAGAUGAUCAGAGAAGAGGAUAAAAACAUAUUUGACUACUGCAGAGAGAACAACAUCGAACACGUAAGCAAGGCCAUCAGCUCAAAGAAAGUGGACGUUAACACAAAGGAUGAAGAGGGUCGGGCUUUGCUUCACUGGGCCUGCGAUCGAGGGCACAAAGAACUGGUGUCUCUUCUCCUGCAGAACAAUGCUGACAUCAACGGCCAAGACGAUGAAGGACAGACAGCACUACACUACGCUUCGGCAUGCGAGUUUGCUGAAAUCGUGGAGCUUCUCCUGCAGGCCGGGGCGGACCCAUUCAUUAAAGAUCAGGAGGGGUCUCUACCAGAGGAGGUGACAGAAUCCAGUGAUAUCUCCUCUCUCCUCCGCCAGUACACAGCACCCAAAGGCUAAACCUGGCACCCUACCCUUCUGUCGUAGUUCUUAAGCUCCCGCUCUGUUCCUGUUCACAGAUCAAAAACACACACACACACAUACACACACAUAGACACACAUACUUUAGCCCUUGCAGUGAGACCUUUCAGACAACACAAAUCCCACCCCUCUGUUAUUUAAAAUGGUA
This is a messenger RNA of Chanos chanos (milkfish), 1186 nucleotides long. RefSeq names its product acyl-CoA binding domain containing 6 (gene acbd6). NCBI's taxonomy places the organism in Eukaryota, Metazoa, Chordata, Actinopteri, Gonorynchiformes, Chanidae. The record is from RefSeq and is a predicted model, not a curated record. Gene Ontology annotation, molecular function: protein binding; fatty-acyl-CoA binding. The transcript is spliced from 8 exons. The coding region runs from base 115 to 1017 and encodes 300 amino acids.